AAUAAAUACCACGUAUGUUUUAAAAAGUCAAUAUAUGAGAUUUACAUAAGACAACAGUAUUUUUUUUUUUCAUUUCAUCAAGUGAUAGACUAGAUUAUAAUAAUAUGAUGUUCCAACUGUUUUUAUAUUAGAAAAAUUGUUAGGGUAUAGUAUCUAGUUGAAUAAUUUCACAGUAAUACAGCUUUUAAAUACUUUCAAUUUAAGUUUUAACACAUUAUUUUCGGCUAUAGUUCUCACACAAAUGUAACUGAUACUUACUCUAGCACAAAUUUUUUUUAUUUUUCAACAAUAAUUUAUUUGUUGCUAAUCAUGUUUUUACGAAAAAUUGUGUUUUUUCUUAUUGCAAAGUUAGUCUUUGUUCAAGCAACAUAUUCAGACGGCCAAGGAGAUCAUCAAGAUUUGGAUUUGAAGUUCGAACCUAAUAUGACGAGUGAAGAUUUGUUGAAUUAUUGUUAUAGUCACAGCACAUUUUGUAAAAUAAAACAUAUCUUAAGGCAGACUUUACGAUACAAUUAUUCCCAAAAUUCGGAAGAUACGGUAAGGGUGUUACAAUGGAACAUUUUGUCGCAAGUUUUAGGUCUAAGAGAAUUUGGUAAUGCUAGUAGUUGUCCUACUGAAGCAUUGCUAUGGGUGAACCGACGAUGUCAAAUACUCUAUGAGAUCCUGGCAUUUAAAUCCGAUGUUAUGUGCUUUCAAGAAGUUGAUCAUUUUGAUUUCCUUAGUAGAGCCUUAGCCACUCAGUCAUAUAGUGGUGUAUUUGUACCCACGACAUGUUCACCUUGUGUUAAACGAGAUGGAAAUAAUGGACCAGAUGGGUGUGCAAUACUUUACAGCAAUCAUAAGUAUGAGCUCUUAGGAAAACAUGAGUUGGUCUAUAUUCAUUCGGCAAAAGAUUCGAUUAGUCGACAGGUGGCAUUGCUAGUUGUACUAAGAAAUAAAAGUUCGUUGAACAAGUUAUGUGUGGCCACCACUCAUCUCAAACCCCUGAGAGGUGAAUAUAAUGAAUUUUUAAGAAACCAACAAGGCGAAGAGCUUUUGAAAUUUGUAACCGAACAUGCCAGUGACUGUCCGACUGUUAUAAGCGGUGAUUUCAAUGCUGAACCUACUGAACCCGUUUAUAGAACUAUGAUCAGUGACCCACAGUUAAACUUAAACAGCGCAUACAAUGCAUCCAAUAAAGAAGCAAAAUUUACAGUAUGGAAAGUUAAAAAAGGACGCCAAGUAAAAAGAACUCUUGAUUACAUAUUUUACACUACAAAAUACCUAACUGUUAGUAGCAUAGUUAACAUGCCACGUGAAAAAUCAAUUAGCAAAAAUGGGAUUCCCUCGUUUAUCUAUCCUUCCGAUCACUUCUCUUUGAUUACUGAUUUCUUCUUUAACAAAACAUAA
Adelges cooleyi (spruce gall adelgid) is the source of this 1389-nucleotide messenger RNA. RefSeq names its product nocturnin-like. Gene Ontology annotation, molecular function: 3'-5'-RNA exonuclease activity. The record is from RefSeq and is a predicted model, not a curated record. Bases 310 to 1389 code for a protein of 359 amino acids. NCBI's taxonomy places the organism in Eukaryota, Metazoa, Arthropoda, Insecta, Hemiptera, Adelgidae. The transcript has 2 exons.